AUGAAAGCAACAAGUCAUAUCUACACCACCUGGCAAAAGGUCCAAGGAAGAGAUGAAGCAUCAAGUCAUGAAGAAAUCCCACCGGGGAGGCCGAUGUCAAUGGAGCAACACAUGGUGGAUAAAGGGGCUCAAAUGUUGCAAUCUUUGAAGCCAAUUAAGCAAAUGAGCCAGCAUGUGUGCACUUUUGCUUUGUACAGCCAUGACAUGAAUAGACAAAUUGAGACUCAUCACCAUGUCACUCGGAUCAAUCAGGACUUUCUUCAAUGUGCUGUUUAUGACUCUGAUGACUCCAGAGGAUGCCUUAUUGGAGUGGAGUAUAUUAUUUCUGAUCGUCUUUUUGAGAAUUUGGAUCCGGAGGAGCAGAAGCUUUGGCAUUCUCACGCUUAUGAAAUCAAAUCAGGCCUUUGGGUCAGUCCUCGGGUUCCAGAGAUGGUAGCGAGGCCUGAACUUGAAAAUCUUGCCAAACCUUACGGCAAGUUUUGGUGUACCUGGCAAACUGAUAGAGGUGAUAAGUUGCCACGAGGCCCUCCAGCACUAAUGAUGUCUCCACAGCCAGUGAAUUUGGGCAUGGUGAAGCCAGCCCUGGUUCAGAAGAGGGAUGACAAAUAUAACAUAUCCACUGAUGAAGCCACAAAAACUACUCGGCUGGAAAUUAACGAGCCCGAAUGGAUAAAUCCCCAAGCAGACUACUGGAAACAGCAUGGUAAAUGUUUUGCAAUCGAUGUUGAGCCGGUGGAGAUGAAACGAAUGGCUCCUUUUCCAUGAGUUCUUGACGAAUUUCCCAUGAUUACGAAAUGUUUUGCAUCUUUUUUUGUAUAGGAGUACUGUAUAUGGUUUUCUAAGGUUUUGUUAUUAGGUUUGUCUAAGCUGCAAAUUAUAGCUGUGCCUUUUGAUAUUUACAUUUC
Coffea eugenioides is the source of this 905-nucleotide messenger RNA. RefSeq names its product oil body-associated protein 2C-like. Bases 1 to 765 code for a protein of 254 amino acids. The record is from RefSeq and is a predicted model, not a curated record. The transcript is spliced from 5 exons. NCBI's taxonomy places the organism in Eukaryota, Viridiplantae, Streptophyta, Magnoliopsida, Gentianales, Rubiaceae.